Messenger RNA from Drosophila subpulchrella, 1235 nucleotides. It is a transcript of the gene Jhbp1, whose product is annotated as protein takeout. NCBI's taxonomy places the organism in Eukaryota, Metazoa, Arthropoda, Insecta, Diptera, Drosophilidae. The record is from RefSeq and is a predicted model, not a curated record. The coding region runs from base 157 to 897 and encodes 246 amino acids. The transcript has 4 exons.
AGCUCGCAGUUUAAGUUCUCAGCUUCGCGGUGACGGACGUUCGACCACUUCACUCCCAAAUAGUUUACAACUUUAUAGUUUCCGACUUCGUUGCGUGUUGCUGAAGAUUAAUUUUCAUAUUUUAUAAAUCGCAUCUAAGUGAUUUUUCCGCCCAAAAUGGUUAAAUCUGUGUGCCUUAUAAUUGUGAUCCAAGCGCUUUGGAUAGUGCAGGCUGAAACCCCCGCUUAUAUCAAACAAUGCCGCAGGGAUGAUCCCAAAUUGGUGGACUGUUUUAUUGGAGCUAUUGAACACUUGAAGCCCUACCUGGCCAAUGGCAUUCCCGAUAUCCAGCUGCCGUCUGUGGAGCCUUUCAAGAUGGAUACCCUGGCCUUACAGUUAACAGAGGGUCCCCAGGGAUACAAGAUCACUUUGAAGAACAUGGAGGCCUUCGGGGCGAGCAACUUCCAGGUUAAAUCCCUAAAACUGAGCGAGGGCAGCGAGCCCUUCAAGGCCAAAAUCGUGAUGCCCAAGCUGAAGAUCGAGGCAAAAUAUACCAGCUCCGGGGUUCUUUUGAUCCUGCCUGCUUCCGGAGGUGGAGACUUCCACGCCAAUUUCGAGGGUGUGAGUGCCGAUCUCACAGGAAAGACAUCGAUACACGCGUCCAAGGGUGAGAACUAUUUGCACAUCGAUGCUCUCAGCUUAGUUCUGGAUGUUAAGGACGUUAAAAUGAGCAUAUCUGGUGCCUUUAAUAACAACCGCAUUCUACUGGAGGCUACCAAUCUGUUCUUACGCGAAAACUCCCAAGUUGUUUUGGAAGCCAUGCAGGCUCAAUUGCAGAAGAAGCUGGCCAGUGAAUUUGGAAAGCUUGCCAACCAGCUGCUAAAGAACGUUCCUGUCGAGCAGUUCUACGUGGAUUAGGCUUAGGUGUUCCAGAUCAUAGUUCGUUAGUCUAAACUAAGAUUUAUUUAAGUGAACAUUACUAUCUAAUGCUAUGAACGGUGUGCACGAGCGUCAUAGUGAUAAUGGCGAAGUCCGUGGGAAUACUUCAAUACAUGAUCAAAUACAAAUGUGGCUCAAUCUGGCAUAUGGAAAUAAUACGAAGUAUUACUAAGCUUAACUAAAAGUCCCGUGAUAUUCUUUCUGCCCUAGAGAGAACGCUAUAGUCGAGUUACUCAGCUAACCAAUUUACCUUGUUAACAAUUUACCCACAUUUCGCGCGUCUAUAGAUAUUGACAAAAUAAACUAAAUGAAAUUUA